This is a messenger RNA of Rana temporaria (common frog), 4458 nucleotides long. RefSeq names its product sperm associated antigen 9 (gene SPAG9). The transcript has 29 exons. Gene Ontology annotation, biological process: vesicle-mediated transport. Gene Ontology annotation, cellular component: cytoplasm. NCBI's taxonomy places the organism in Eukaryota, Metazoa, Chordata, Amphibia, Anura, Ranidae. The coding region runs from base 54 to 3944 and encodes 1296 amino acids. The record is from RefSeq and is a predicted model, not a curated record. Gene Ontology annotation, molecular function: MAP kinase scaffold activity; kinesin binding; JUN kinase binding.
UCCGGCGGGGUUGGGUGACGUCACGGUGGUGGCGGUCCCGGUCGGUGUCGGUGAUGGAGCUGGAGGACGGAUUGGUGUAUCAGGAGGAGGCCGGGGCCUCGAUGUCGGAGCGGGUCUCCGCCCUGGCGGCCUCCAUCUACCGGGAGAUGGAGCGGCUGAUCGGGCGCUAUGACGAGGAGGCGGUGAAGGAGUUGAUGCCGCUGGUGGUCGCCGUGCUGGAGAACCUGGAGGCGGCCUGUACCGAGAGACACGAGCAGGAGGCCGAGCUGGAGCUCCUCCGAGAGGACAACGAGCAGCUCAUCACCCAGUACGAGCGCGAGAAGGCGCUCCGGAAACACGCCGAGGAGAAAUUUAUAGAAUUUGAAGAUGUACAAGAGCAGGAUAAGAAGGAGCUUCAGACUCGUGUGGAAAAUCUGGAAUCCCAAAUCCGGCAACUGGAGCUGAAAGCAAAGAACUCCACUGAUCAAAUUAGUCGCUUGGAGGAGAGAGAGGCAGAGCUGAAGAAAGAAUAUAACGCCCUCCACCAGCGACAUUCAGAGAUGAUCCAUAAUUACAUGGAACACCUGGAACGUACCAAACUGCAGCAGCUAAUGUCGUCCGACCAACUGGAAUCUACCAUGCAAAACAGAAUUAGGAAGGAGCGCCCCAUCUCUCUGGGAAUUUUUCCUCUUUCUCCCGGAGAUUCUCUGGUGGUACCGGACACCCGCGGUGCAGAGACGCCCGGAAAUGGCCCCUGGAAGGUCCACGACCAGAACCACGCACGCUGCAACACCAGCUUAAAGGAUGAGCUGUUGACUAUCAGCCAAACGGGGAGCAAAAGCGGGAGCUCGGAAUCUGACAACAUGGUGCACCCAACGUCCAAAGAUCAGAAGGAUGAAGUGAUCAUGAGGGCCAACCUUCAGAACAACAAUGUACAGAAGAACAGGAAAAAUGAGGAUGUCCAGGUCAACCAGGAGAUGACUUCUGCCUCUACAGACACCAAUGACAAUGAGGAGAAGUCGGAGGUUCAGUCUAUUAUCGAGUCCACGCCAGAGCUGGACAUGGACAAGGAUCCAAAAUCUCAUCACCUGACCAGUACUCCCACCAAAGGUAUAGAAAAUUUAGCCUUCGACCGCAACACUGAUUCCCUAUUCGAGGAGUUGUCCUCUGCAGGGACGGACCUCAUCGGAGACGUGGAUGAAGGGGCUGACUUGUUAGGAAUGGGGCGAGAGGUGGAAAAUCUUAUCCUGGAGAACACACAGCUCCUGGAAACAAAGAAUGCAUUGAAUGUGGUGAAAAAUGACUUGAUUGCCAAGAUGGACGAGCUGAUGUGCGAGAAGGACGUCUUGCAGGGUGAGCUGGCCUCCAUCAAACAGACCAAACAGAAGCUAGAGGAGAAGAACAAGGAGCUUGAGGAGGAGCUGAAAAAGGCGAGGGCGGAAGCGGAGGAGGCAAGACAGAAAUCGAAAGAUGAGGAGGAUAGCGACGUACCCACAGCUCAGCGGAAACGAUUCACACGAGUGGAGAUGGCGCGGGUUCUAAUGGAGAGGAAUCAGUAUAAGGAGAGACUAAUGGAGCUGCAGGAGGCAGUCCGCUGGACGGAAAUGAUAAGAGCAUCCAGAGAGAAUCCGGCCAUGCAGGAAAAAAAGAGGUCCAGCAUCUGGCAAUUUUUCAGCCGCCUGUUCAGCCCUUCCGGCACUGCUUCUAAGAAACCCGACCUCCCUGUCAACGUCCGAUACAACGCCCCAACCUCGCACAUCACCCCCUCCAUCAAGAAGAAGAGCAGUGCCUUAACCAAACUCCCCGGCGACAAGUCCAAAGCCUUCGACUUUCUUAGUGAUGAUAACGAAGCCUCUGUGGCCUCCCGGAGAGAACAGAAGAGAGAGCAAUACCGCCAAAUGAAAGCGCACGUCCAGAAGGAAGAUGGCCGCGUUCAGGCAUUCGGCUGGAGUCUUCCUCAGAAGUACAAACCGCUUGCCAACGGCGGACAAGGCGAAGGCAAGGUGAAGAAUUUGCCAGUUCCAGUAUACCUGAGGCCGCUGGAUGACAAGGACACUUCGAUGAAGCUUUGGUGUGCGGUCGGUGUUAACCUAUCUGGCGGAAAGACCAGAGAUGGCGGCUCAAUUAUUGGAGCGAGUGUGUUCUAUAGCGACCUCCCGGGCUCGGAUGUGGAUGACCAGAAGCCGCGCAGUGAGUCGCAGAGCAGUUUAGAGAAACUAGAACAAGAGUUGAAGGUCCAGCAGAAAGAGUUAAGGCACCAAGACGAAUUGUCCAGUCUGGUGUGGAUCUGCACCAGUACACAUUCCUCCACCAAGGUCAUCAUCCUUGACGCCAAUGAACCCGGAAAGGUGUUGGAUACUUUUAUAGUUUGCAACUCGCACGUACUGUGCAUCGCCAGUGUGCCAGGAGUUAUGGAAACAGACUACCCCACAGGAGAUGCCACCAAACUAGAUGCAGACUCUGGGCAGGCAGACAAAUCUUCCUUAUCCGAGAGCCUAGUAAGCAGUACCUCUUCCUCGGAGCAGCCAGUGGGGGGCGUCAGAGUUACGGUUACCUCUGUGGAGGAAUCGGAGCCCCUCUCGCCACAAACCAGCAGUGUUCUCUCCACCGACGCUGAGUGCAAUCCAGAUCUCGAGUCGACCAAUGCUGAGCUGGAUGAUAAUGUGCCCACAGCGGAGGAAGCUACAGAGGCCACAGAGGUGGGAGACGUCAGCACAGAUGAUGUGGCAGAUAUUCAGGUCGGGAUCUAUACAGAACACGUCUUCACGGACCCUCUAGGUGUACAGAACACAACUGACGACUCCGGCUGCCAGCCCAACAAUGAGUCGGACCUGUACAGAGACGGAGUGGCGACUCUUCCCAGCGAGCAGGACCUGAUGCGAGAGGAAGCCCAAAAGAUGAACAGCCUGCUGCCGACAAUGUGGCUGGGAGCACAAAAUGGACACCUGUAUGUACAUUCGUCUGUCGCCCAGUGGAAGAAGUGUCUGCUCCAGAUAAAACUAAAAGAUUCCAUUCUCAGUAUUGUCCAUUUGAAGGGGAUUGUAUUGGUGGCACUGGCUGACGGGACGCUGGCGAUCUUCCAUCGAGGAGUCGAUGGCCAGUGGGAUCUAUCCAACUAUCACCUCCUCGAUUUUGGCCGUCCUCACCACUCUAUCCGAUGUAUGACAGUAGUCCAUGAAAAGGUCUGGUGUGGAUACAGGAACAAAAUCUACAUUGUGAAUCCAAAGACGAUGAAAAUUGAGAAAUCUUUUGAUGCUCAUCCGAGGAAAGAGAGCCAAGUGAGACAGCUGGCUUGGAUCGGCGACGGCGUUUGGGUUUCCAUCCGGCUCGACUCAACGUUGCGGUUGUACCAUGCGCACACCUACCAACAUCUGCAGGAUGUGGACAUUGAGCCCUAUGUUAGCAAAAUGCUGGGCACUGGAAAGCUGGGAUUCUCGUUUGUUAGGAUAACGGCCUUGAUGGUAUCUUGUAACCGGCUGUGGGUAGGGACUGGGAAUGGUGUCAUUAUCUCCAUACCCCUGACUGAAACCAACAAAGCCUUACCAGGCUCCGGGAAUCGUCCAGGGAGCGUGAUCCGAGUCUACGGCGAUGAGAACAGUGAUAAGGUGACCCCCGGAACGUUCAUACCGUACUGUUCUAUGGCACAUGCACAGUUAUGUUUCCACGGUCACCGCGAUGCCGUCAAGUUCUUUGUUGCAGUACCAGGUCAGGUGAUCUGCCCGUCCAGUGGUGUCACGCCAGAUGCAGCCGGAGAGAAAAGUGCCGCCGCACAGCAGGAGCUGAGUAAUCAAAAGUCCAUGUUGGUGAUGAGCGGAGGAGAGGGGUACAUCGAUUUUAGGAUGGGUGAUGACGCAACGGAUUCUGAACAUCUAGAAGAAUCUCUGCCGUUCGAUCCUUCCAUGGCCAAAGUGGAGAGAAGCCACCUCAUCGUCUGGCAGGUUAUGUGCAACGGCAGCAGCGAGUGAAGGAAACGGCCUUGGAACUCGGAAGGACUUUUUUUUUGCAUGAUGUAUUUUUCCAUCUUUUUUUCUACUCUGAAUUAUUUUAUCAACUAUUUUAACAUUUCGACUGUGUGUAUAUACGACCCUCACAAACCUAUUGAAAUGCAUCGUUCUGGCGCAGGAACUUGUGCGUUUUUUUCUGGGCGUGGAUUCCGAGUGGAUACUUCAGCCAUCUUCAUUUUUUUAUUUUAUUUGCACUGCAGUUUCUGAUUUUUGGCGUUCAAUGCCUGCUCACCGCCCCUUAUUAACGAUAACAAGCUCCGUCAUUGUGUACUCUGUACGGAUUUGCCAGCGUUUUGCCAUCUCGCAAUUAACAUAUCCGCGGCGGGACAUCUGCUCCCGAAUUAAACUUUCUGAAAACCGAAUUGGUGGCAUGAAGUUAGUGGCUUUCAUGAUCCAUAUUGGUUGAGUAUUUAAGGAAAACUCCUCCUACUGUAACUGUUCUGGCUGUAUGAAUUCCAUUUUUUUUUUCCUUUUA